GCACCACAUGUGCUUGUUUUGUCCCAGUGUUCUGUGACAAGCUAACUGGAACUUCACAGAGCUGAAGGGAGAAGGCACUGCAGCUGACGGGGACAGAGGACGCUGAGCCAUUGGUUUUACAACCCACCAGUGUUGGUCCCCUUGAUCAUGAGUGAGGGCUCACACCUUUUCAGACAUGAAAGGUCUGGCAGGAGCUUGGUGACAGCUGCAUCCUCUGCCCAAAUAACAACCGAGUCCUACAGCACUGGCUCUUUAAUCUUAUUUUUAUUAGAAUAAGAGACGAUAUACAUAGAACAACAUAGCAGAUUGUCAGGAUGAUGCAGCUUGUUUUCCAGUUGAACUUGUCAAGUGUGUUGAGCAAAUUUCUUGAAACUUUGAUGGGAAACUUAGGUCAAACUGCCCUGGAGAAGAAUUGCAUUGCUCCAGGUGGCAUUUAUACACAUUUAAAGGAAAACAGGAUUUAGGUCUGAGUAAGGACAAAUAUAUUAAACAACUUUCCCAUUUCCAGACAGGAAAAAGGCAGAUUCUGCAUUUCCUUGCCCAUAUAAAAUGUAUUUAUUUAAGACAAUCUGGUUCUAUUUUUAAAAGUCAAUAAUGAUUCUGGUCUAUGGUCUUUAUUCUGGCUAUUUAGCUUCCAGUCUGAAGACACACGCAGGCCUGGCUUGCCAGAGAGGUGUGAGGAUGUCAGGUGAAACAGCAUCCUCCCAUUGCUUCAUUAGACAGAUCACAUCAAACUGACAAUUGUCGUCAUGCAGACUUUAGGAGUAAUUUCCCACAAAAGGAAUCUAAUUAUUUGUCUUUCUAUCACAUUAUCCGUCUAUUUAGCCUUAUUCACACCCCAGUGAUAACGAACGAGCUCCUUCUUGGAGGGUCGCAUUUUGGCACUUGCGGAUUUCUUUGAACUUUUUUUUUUCGCCUGAGCUGUGAACCCAUAAACCUCCGGAGAUCUGCUUCUAUAUAAAAACGCUUUGGCCAAAAUCACUUUCACACGAUCUGCCUGUCAUUCACCCUGAAUGUCAUCCUUGUUGCGCGGCCGUCUGGAUUUGUAACAUGGAUCUGAAGGAUGUUACAGCCAAAUUACUGUCUGAGUGGAAGUGUCAUGAGAGCGCUUUUGGAGAAAAUCAGGAGUCACUGCAGUCCUCCUCCUCACCGGAGUCUGCCAUGGACUCCAUGUGCUCCUCACCAGAGAUGUGCUACUCCAGCGACCACCAAGAGAUCAAGGAUUUCUCUUUUGGCUUCAGGGGGCGCAAAGUGACUCCGGUGGCGCAAAGGCAAAGCAAGACAAAGAUGUCCACCAAAAGACGCAUGAAGGCCAGCGAGAGGGAGAAGAUGCGGAUGAGGAGCCUUGCGGAGGCUCUGCACCAGCUCCGUGACUACCUGCCGCCAGACUACAGCAAGAGAGGCCAGCCCCUGACCAAGAUACAAACGCUCAAAUACACCAUUGAAUACAUCAACAAGCUCUCGGACAUACUGAGCCGCGCGUAACGGACGCACAAUGGACCGCUUUUACGCACACGGUUUACUCUCAUCCGGACUCUGAUGACAAACGUAGCAACUUUAAAACUCAAUCAUGCGGUUUCAUUUAAUAUUUUUCUUUCUGUUUUUCCCCACACUCAUGAUGUAAAUAUUGUCUAUGAGGCACUUGGUGAUAUAUUUUGUAUAUGAGGCUGCCUUUGUUGGAAUUAUGAAUUCAGUGUUUGAACUUAUAGCUUAGAGUUCUUUUUUUUUAAAGAGUGUGAAAUACAACUUUACUAAUGAAUCUUUCUAAUAUUCCUAUGUUUAUCUUACCAGCUAAUUUAGAUUUGUUGGGACUGUUUUAAUCUUUUGUACGUUGUUUCGUGUGUAUGCUAGAAUAUGAAGAAGUUGUGUGAUAUUUUUGUUUGGUUGUGCCUGAAAUCUACAGAUUUUUUUUAAAAAAGUAACCAGUUCAUCACGCAUUUCUCCAUUCACUGUAUUCUGUGUGUCAGAUCCGGGUUACAUACAAAUACAUUUUCAACGUCUGCAAUAAAUCUGUG
This is a messenger RNA of Amphiprion ocellaris (clown anemonefish), 2015 nucleotides long. It is a transcript of the gene msgn1, whose product is annotated as mesogenin 1. The transcript has a single exon. The record is from RefSeq and is a predicted model, not a curated record. Gene Ontology annotation, biological process: mesoderm formation; regulation of transcription by RNA polymerase II. Gene Ontology annotation, molecular function: RNA polymerase II cis-regulatory region sequence-specific DNA binding; DNA-binding transcription factor activity, RNA polymerase II-specific; protein dimerization activity. Gene Ontology annotation, cellular component: nucleus. Lineage: Eukaryota; Metazoa; Chordata; Actinopteri; Pomacentridae. The coding region runs from base 1051 to 1485 and encodes 144 amino acids.